UGCCAGCAAGAUGGAUCUCCUGUGGACCCCGCUCUCCCUUUUAUUCCUCUUGCUUGGGGGAUCCGCCUUAGUGAGGACCCAGGAGCAGUCCAGCUGCACAGAACCCAGGGAACUACAAGCCAGCAAAGUUAUCCUCCUGCCCAGUUGUUCUGGAGCCCCAGGAAGUCCUGGGGCGAAGGGAGCUCCAGGUCCCCAAGGGCCACCUGGACCACCAGGCAAGAUGGGUCCCAAGGGAGAUCCUGGAGAACCUGUGUUCAAGUGCCAGGAGGGCCCUAGGAAGUGUCAGGAGCUUCUGAGCCAAGGUGCCACCUUGAGUGGCUGGUACCACCUGUGCCUGCCGGAAGGCAGAGUCCUCUCAGUCUUCUGCGACAUGGACACCGCAGGGGGUGGCUGGCUGGUGUUCCAGAGGCGACAGGACGGCUCUGUGGACUUCUUCCGCUCUUGGUCUUCCUAUAAAGCAGGAUUCGGGAGCCAAGAGUCAGAGUUCUGGCUGGGGAAUGAGAAUCUGUACCAGCUUACUCUUCAGGGUACCUGGGAGCUGCGGGUGGAGCUGGAAGACUUUGAGGGCAACCAUACCUUUGCCCAGUACUCGACCUUCCGCCUCCUGGGAGAAGCAGACCACUACCAGCUAGUGCUGGGCAACUUUUUAGGGGGCACAGCAGGAGACUCACUGAGCUUACAUGGAGGGAAGCCCUUUACCACAAAGGAUGUUGACCAUGACACCAGCAGCGGCAACUGUGCUAAGAUUGUUCAUGGUGCCUGGUGGUAUGCAGCCUGCUAUAAGUCCAACCUCAAUGGGCGCUACGCAGUGUCCAAGGCCACCGCCUACGCAUAUGGCAUUGACUGGGCUACAGGGCUUGGCGUGGGCCACCCUUACCGCAAGGUUCGCAUGAUGAUCCGCUAAGGGCCCCUGGCAGCUGGCACGCUUAUCUCUCCUGCACAGUUUCUGAGCCAUCCGCAACUCACCCUCUGCAUUCCUGUUCAUGUUUAAAAAUAAAAUCAUCUUAACCCU
Molecule: messenger RNA, 1012 nt
Organism: Suncus etruscus (white-toothed pygmy shrew)
Lineage: Eukaryota; Metazoa; Chordata; Mammalia; Eulipotyphla; Soricidae
Gene: FCN3
Product: ficolin 3
Exons: 8
Coding region: 11-904 (297 amino acids)
Source: RefSeq, a predicted model, not a curated record